UAAUCUCAUCACUCUCAGAAGAUAAUCAAAGAGGAAAACAAAAACAAGCUUCGCGAUGAAAUCUCUUUUGAUGCGAACCGGUUCGAUGCCGGUUCAAAACCGGUUUAUCCCGUCGACAAUCUCCCGUCACAACUCCGUCGAAUCAUUAUCCACGUACGGCGAUAAAUUCCCCGCCGGCAAGAUCACCAUCAACGCCAAGUCCACGAUACGGAGAGUGUUAUCGGAGAGCGACGUGAUCAGAUCCAAGAGAAUCUCAAAGAGCGUCGGAUCAAAGCCUUCUCCGGCGAGAAUCCCGGAGGAAGAGGCGGAGGAGCUAGGUGACGGUGGAUCUGGAUUUAGCGGCGGCGGAGAGGGAAGCAGAGGAGGAGGAGGAGACGGUUACGACGGUCGGAGCAAGAUCGGGGAGUAUUAUAGGGAGAUGUUGAAAUCGGAUCCGAACAACUCGCUUCUUCUGAUGAACUACGGAAAGUUCUUGUACGAGGUGGAGAAAGAUUUGGAGAGAGCGGAGGAGUAUUACGGGAGAGCUAUACUUGCGAGUCCUGGUGAUGGUGAGGCGUUGUCGAUGUAUGGGAAGUUGAUUUGGGAGAGGAAGAGGGAUGAGAAGAGAGCUCGAUGUUACUUUGAUCGUGCUCUUAUUGCUUCUCCUCAUGAUUGUAUGGUUUUGGGAUCGUAUGCACAUUUCAUGUGGGAAGCAGAGGAUGAUGAGGAAGAAGAAAAGUUGAUGGUUGGUGCGUCACCAGUUAUGGUUUCUGCGGUUUAGAAACGCGUAAAGACUUAACAGGAAGAAGUAAAAGAGUGAUGGAGAGACUGUGACUAUGUAUUUUACUGAACUUUUCUAACUCCUUUGUUUUACUUGAUGUAAUGGUAAUCUGGAGAGUAAUAAACAUAUAUGUGACAGGAUAUGCUAUGUAAGAGAUAAUAAAAAGUGCUUUUGUAUAAUUAGAAGUUUUGUAUUAAGGGUUGGAACAUUUGCAAUUUGGUAGAGAA
This is a messenger RNA of Eruca vesicaria subsp. sativa (arugula), 987 nucleotides long. The record is from the annotation of a GenBank genome assembly. Lineage: Eukaryota; Viridiplantae; Streptophyta; Magnoliopsida; Brassicales; Brassicaceae.